CUGAAACCCAUUCAGCUCUGUAAAGCAUCUAGCAAUGGUGCACAGAAUUUGCUUCAUAGGAAACAGCAUCUCAGAGCUUUGCUGCCUCAGAUCACACAUAUCUUCAGACUGACCAGAAGAUUUUGUAUUAAACGGGUGCCUAGAAUCAUGAAUAGAGAAGUCAACAGGAAAACUAUAGUAGAACGACUAACAGAUCUGAAAAACAGGAAGCUAACUUUGCCAAUGAAUAAAUCUUGGCCAAACAUGAAUGCAGCAAGUAAGCUAGAGUUAAACCACAGAGAAGACAAGAGCAGAAAUAUUCCUGGAAAAACAUCUGAUUUUGAUAAAGAUUUUGCAAAAGUGGGUGAGGAUGAAUCAGAACAUUCACGCGACGUACCUGAUGAAGAACAGUAUCCCUAUGAUACUGUAAAAACUUCCAGCUUGGAGGCAAUGCAUGCUUUGAAAAUUUUGCCUGCCAAACCAAUACAAGAAUCUGAGUAUGCAGAUCAACGGUAUUUAGGAAAUUCAGCUACUACUCACAUUUCUAGAAACACUAAAUCCUCUAUCAUCAUCCAGCCAAAGUCCUCUGACUCCCCUCGAGACUUAGGCCAAUGCAGAUAUCUUUCAGAGGAGAGCAGAGUCCCAAACGUUAAAGGAGAAAAAGAAAAAGUAAUUGGAUCACAGCACCCUUUGCCCCCUCCAAGGCCUCUUAAGACACUUCCAAAGAAAUAUCAGCCACUUCCCCCAGAACCGGAGAGAAGCAACCAGCUGUCUCAAACAAGGAAAAUAUGUAGUCAGGCUCACACCUUUCCAAUGUCAGCAAAGAACACCAGCCACCUGGAGUUAAAUGAAGCACCUGGAAAAGGAAGAGAUAUCAGCAGGGAAGUUGAAUUAUCUUUCCAAACACGACAGCAAAAAACAAAAUAUCCUGCAUCCAGGUAGGAAUAUAAGAAUUGCAUGAGC
Chelonia mydas (Green sea turtle) is the source of this 942-nucleotide messenger RNA. It is a transcript of the gene CLNK, whose product is annotated as cytokine dependent hematopoietic cell linker. The transcript has 14 exons. Bases 148 to 921 code for a protein of 257 amino acids. NCBI's taxonomy places the organism in Eukaryota, Metazoa, Chordata, Testudines, Cheloniidae. The record is from RefSeq and is a predicted model, not a curated record.